Messenger RNA from Cercopithifilaria johnstoni, 1074 nucleotides. NCBI's taxonomy places the organism in Eukaryota, Metazoa, Nematoda, Chromadorea, Rhabditida, Onchocercidae. The record is from the annotation of a GenBank genome assembly.
AUGUCUAUUGGUAUUAUCGGUAAUGGCAGUGUUCUGAUUGCAUUUGUCAAAAAUCGUCGAUUACGUUCAGCUCGAAAUAUUUUUUUGCUCAAUUUAAUUAUUACCGAUUUAUUACUUUGUGUUACCGCUAUACCUGUAACACCGUGGUAUGCAUUAACAAAAAACUGGACAUUUGGUGCAUUAAUGUGCCAUUUAAUGCCACUCUCAAAUUCAUGCUCUGUUUUUGUUGCCAGCUGGAGUUUAACAGCUAUAGCAAUUGAUAAAUUUGUGCAUAUAAUGGGCCCAAUUCGGGCACCUGUAUCUAUCAGUCAAGCUGGCCUAGUUACUGCUUUUAUUUGGAUAGUUAGUGCAAUGAUUAAUAUACCAUAUCUUAUGAGCUAUGAACUUGUUGAUGGUGCAUAUUAUGUACCAAAUAAUACUACACCAUUUUGUGGCUUUUUUUGUGAUGAAAUUAAUUGGAAUGGUGAGACACCUCGACGUCUAUAUGGAUCAGCUGUUGUUCUAUUACAGUUUAUUAUUCCAUUAGCGAUCAUAACAUAUUGUUAUGCUCGAAUAUCAGCAAAAGUUGCUCGUGAUAUGAUUAUUCGAAAUGUGCAAUUUAGUAAAAGUUUAUCAAUUGCUCAACGUGAAGAAGCAACAAAUCGAAGGAAACGAGUUAAUUGUAUACUUAUUGGUAUGGUAAUUGCAUUCAUUGGUUGUUGGCUUCCUCUUACCGUCGUUAAUGUGCUGAAAGAUUUCAACUUGGAGCCACAAUUUCUCUUAGAUCAACCAUUCUUCUGGCCAUUAGUAGCUCAUGCGAUUGCAAUGUCAACGGUCAUUUGGAAUCCAUUGCUCUUCUUUUGGCUAACAAAAAGGAAGAAGCAAUCACAAAUGCCACGUUUCAGUGCUCCAUUUAGUAGUGCUUUUGGUUCAACAAUUUCGCGGAUUAGUUCGAUACAUCGAAAAUCCAGAUUAAAUAGUGAAUUAUCCAGCAAAAAUGAUACGCCAAAAUUACAUCUCAGGAAUGGAGUAGCAAAUACGAAGGAUUACCUGACUGUUGAAAUGGAACGACUGAUAUCAAACAAAAAAGGAUAA